Pundamilia nyererei is the source of this 752-nucleotide messenger RNA. RefSeq names its product COMM domain containing 8 (gene commd8). NCBI's taxonomy places the organism in Eukaryota, Metazoa, Chordata, Actinopteri, Cichliformes, Cichlidae. Bases 146 to 541 code for a protein of 131 amino acids. The record is from RefSeq and is a predicted model, not a curated record. The transcript is spliced from 4 exons.
AAACAUUUCUCCUGGGUUUUCUGUCUAUUAACUAUUUGCUUGAACUGUUUGGAGGCGAUUGCGAUGUUUGGGUUUAUUUUCCCCGAAGCGUUCUGAACGCAACCAUGUAAGUCACGUGACUGACAUCAGCUGAUCAGUAGUGCUGAUGGCGGAACUAACUGAAAACAUGGUGGUUUUACUGAGUGCAUUAGCUAUCAAGGACUGCCGAAAAGUGCUGUCCCAGUUGUCAGAUGUGAGCAGCAGCCAAGCUGAGGUUGUGUUGAGUGUGCUCAGAGCAAGAGAAGAAGAGAUCCGCUGCGCCCUGCUGGACAGAACCAACUCCAUCUCCUCUGCUACUCUGCAGGACUUUGAUUGGCAACUUAAGUUAGCUCUGUCCAGUGAUAAGAUAUCAUCUCUCCACACGCCUCUGCUCAGUCUCAGUCUAGAUGUGCGAGAAAAUGGAGUCCUCCAGCCUGUCACUUUGGAGAUGAACAGAGAUGAGCUAGGCAUGCUCAUCAGUUCAUUAGAGUCUGCUAAUAAGGUAGUGUUGCAGCUGAAAUGAUGGAAAAAUUGUGGAUUACUAAUCUCCUUGAAGACCACAGAGCAUCCAGAGGAGGAAUAUUAUGUUCCUCAAGUGUGUGAAAGAGGAGCUCCCAUAUUUUGGACAGGGUCCUGUAGGUUCCAGCCAUAAUGAUGUGAUGAAUGUUCCGUCAUGUGCUGGAGCAGUUGGAUACCUACACUUUGUUUUCCUUUUGUUUUUAGUUUUUUGCACC